CGCUGGAAGCGCUGCGCCGUGAGGGGCCGCGCGAUGUGGCUGAAGCCCGAGGAGGUGCUGCUGAAAAAUGCCCUCAAGCUGUGGGUGCAGGAGCGCUCCAACCAGUACUUCGUGCUGCAGAGGCGGCGGGGCUAUGGCGAGGAGGGCGGAGGCGGGCUGGCAGGUCUCCUUGUGGGAACGCUGGAUGCAGUGCUGGACUCCACGUCGAAGGUGGCCCCGUUCCGCAUCCUGCACCAGACGCCCGACUCGCAGGUGUACUGGUCCAUCGCCUGCGGAUCCAGCAGAGAAGAAAUAACAGAACAUUGGGAGUGGUUAGAACACAAUGUUAUGAAGACUUUAUCAGUGUUUGAUUCAAAUGAAGACAUUACGAGCUUUGUCCAGGGAAAGAUAAGAGGUUUGAUUGCUGAAGAGGGAAAAUAUUCUUUUGUAAGAGAAGAUGAUCCUGAGAAGUUUCGUGAAGGUCUCAUGAAGUUUGAGAAGUGCUUUGGGUUACCAGAGCAGGAGAAGUUGAUUACCUACUACUCAUGCAGUUACUGGAAGGGCAGAGUGCCCUGCCAAGGAUGGCUGUACCUUAGUACCAACUUCCUGAGCUUUUAUUCCUUUUUGCUUGGAGCAGAAGUAAAACUUAUUAUCUCCUGGGAUGAAAUAUCAAAACUUGAGAAAACUUCCAAUGUGAUUCUGACAGAGAGCAUUCAUGUGUGCUCCCAUGGGGAAGAUCAUUAUUUUUCCAUGUUUUUGCACAUUAGUGAAACAUUCCUGCUCAUGGAGCAGCUGGCAAACUAUGCAGUUAGGAGGCUUUUUGACAAGGAGACAUUUGAGAAUGAUCCAGUCCUUCAUGACCCUCUGCAGAUCACCAAGAGAGGCUUGGAGAGCUAUGCCCACAGUAAGCAUUUUAGUGCAUUCUUCAGGUUACCUAAAGAAGAGUCCUUGAAGGAAGUUCAUGAGUGCUUCUUAUGGGUUCCUUUCAGUCAUUAUAACACCCAUGGGAAAAUGUGCAUUUCAGAAAACUACAUCUGCUUUGCUAGCCAGGAUGGCAGCCUGUGCAGUGUGAUCAUUCCAUUGAGAGAGGUCACAGGGGUGGAUAAAGGAGAUCCAGCCAACAGAGGAGUCAGCAUUAGUACCAAAGGGAAAACAGCUUUUCGUUUCACAGAGGUGAGAGAUUUUGAACUGCUUGUGGCAAAGCUCAGGAUGAAAUGCAAUGCAACUGCAAGUCCACAACACAUCAUAAGUACUGAGGUUGCAGCUGGUUCUGCCACUGACAGUCCAAAGGAUUUUGGUGCAGGACAGUCAAAGAUGGGCCAGAGAGAUAACAGCAAAACUGUCAGUACAGAAGCCCUUAUGACUGUCUACCAUCCUCAGGAUGCUGAGAACCUGGACUCUAAAAUGUUGAAAGAAAAGAUGAAGGAGCAGUCAUGGAACAUCCUGUUUGCAGAACGGGGCCAUGGGGUCAGUAUGUUUCGUACAAAGAAGACUCGAGACCUGGUUGUGAGAGGCAUCCCAGAGGCAUUAAGAGGAGAACUCUGGCUGCUUUUCUCAGGUGCUGUAAAUGACAUGGCAUCCAACCCUGGUUAUUACACUGAGCUGGUGGAGAAGUCCUUAGGAACGUGCACUUUGGCUACUGAUGAAAUUGAACGAGAUUUACGUCGCUCCUUGCCUGAACAUCCUGCUUUUCAAAGUGACACAGGAAUUUCUGCCCUCAGGAGAGUUCUUACAGCUUAUGCAUUCAGGAAUCCACAAAUUGGAUAUUGUCAGGCAAUGAAUAUUCUGACAUCAGUGCUUCUGCUGUAUGCUAAAGAGGAGGAAGCAUUCUGGCUUUUGGUUGCUGUGUGUGAAAGGAUGCUCCCUGAUUAUUUCAAUCGCCGAAUCAUUGGUGCCUUGGUUGAUCAGGCAGUGUUUGAGGAGCUCAUCAGGGUUCACCUGCCUCAGCUGACAGACCACAUGACGGACAUGACUUUUUUCUCCUCAGUCUCUCUCUCCUGGUUCCUUACCCUUUUUAUCAGCGUGCUGCCAAUUGAAUGUGCAGUCAAUGUGGUGGACUGUUUCUUCUAUGAUGGAAUAAAGGCAAUCUUGCAGCUUGGCCUUGCAGUGCUGGAAUACAACAUGGAGAAGUUGCUCACUUGUAAGGAUGAUGCAGAAGCAGUCACUGUUCUCAACAGAUUUUUUGACAGUGUCACUAACAAAGACAGUCCUUUACCUCCAGCUGUGCAGCAGGGCUCCAACCUCAGUGAUACAAAGAGUGACCAUCCAAAAGUGGACAUCACUGAUCUGAUACGGGAGUCAAACGAAAGGUACGGUGACAUUCGCUAUGAGGAUGUGGAGAGCUUGCGCUGCCGGAACCGCCUUUAUGUGAUCCAGACCUUGGAAGCUACGACCAAGCAGAAUGUGCUACGUGUUGUGUCUCAAGAAGUAAAAUUCAGUCCUAGUGAUCUUGAAGAGCUUUAUGAUUUAUUCAAGAAGGAGCAUUUCCUCUCCUGUUACUGGAGUGUAAAUAGUCCUGUGCUGCAGCACCAUGAUGCCAGCCUGCCCUACCUUGAGCAGUACCGGGUUGAUUGCCAGCAGUUCAGGGUUCUGUGCCACCUCCUGAGCCCCUGGUCCCACUGUGCCAACAGAGACUCCCUGGCUCUCUGGACAUUCCGACUGAUGGAUGAGACUUCCAACUGCCUUAUAAACUUCAAACAAUUUGCCUGUGUUCUUGAUACGAUGUAUAAUGGAAGCUUCACUGACAAACUCAAGUUUCUUUUUAAGUUGCACAUCCCUCCAGCUUUUACUGAAGUAGAAUCUCUAAGCCCUUCCAAAGGGGAUGAUCUUUCAAAGGAAGAACUGAUGCACUUCAGCCAGCUCAGUGUUUCAUCUGUUGGGGAUAGCCUUGAAAGUGGUUCUUUGAAGAGCAGCCCAGAAAAAGGUAAGGGGAAGGUUGACAUUCAGGCAUAUCUGAAGCAAUGGCAAGAUGAACUUCUUAAAAAAGAAGAAAAUGUCAAGGAUUUGCCAAGAAUGAAUCAGUCUCAGUUCAUCCAGUUCUCAAAAACUCUCUACAAUCUGUUCCAUGGGGAUCCUGAGGAGGAGCUCCUGUACCGCGCCAUCGCGGUGGUGACCAGCCUCCUGCUGAAAAUGGAAGAAGUUGGCAGAAGGCUGCAGAGUCCCAUGUCACCUGUCACAAGUCCAGUUGCUGUUACAGAAGUGGCUGCUGAAGUGCCCAGAGAGAGGCAGGAGGAAAGCAGCUCUGAGCAGACUGAAGGCAGUAGAGCACAGAGUUUGGAAGGGAACCAUGAAUGGUCUUUUGCCUUUGAACAGAUUCUGGCAUCCUUAUUAAAUGAGCCAGCCUUUGUGAGAUUUUUUGAAAAACCUCAUGACAUAAAAGCUAAAAUAGAGAGUGCUAAAAAUUUACAACUUAAAGCAAGAACCAGAGUGUAAUUUUCUGUACAUUUGAUCCUGAAUUAAUCACAUAAAGUGCUUACAAAUGAAGGCUGUAACUAUGGAAAUCAAGUCUGGUGUUGACAUAGGAAAUUAAGUUUGAAGAAUUAGCUUCAAGUAUCAGAUUACUGGUAUGUAAUGUAAAUAAAAAUAGUUUGAAGCACA
Molecule: messenger RNA, 3576 nt
Organism: Melospiza georgiana
Lineage: Eukaryota; Metazoa; Chordata; Aves; Passeriformes; Passerellidae
Gene: TBC1D8B
Product: TBC1 domain family member 8B
Exons: 21
Coding region: 34-3411 (1125 amino acids)
Source: RefSeq, a predicted model, not a curated record